Myotis myotis is the source of this 2191-nucleotide messenger RNA. It is a transcript of the gene SULT4A1, whose product is annotated as sulfotransferase family 4A member 1. Gene Ontology annotation, molecular function: sulfotransferase activity. Gene Ontology annotation, cellular component: cytoplasm. NCBI's taxonomy places the organism in Eukaryota, Metazoa, Chordata, Mammalia, Chiroptera, Vespertilionidae. The transcript is spliced from 7 exons. The coding region runs from base 67 to 921 and encodes 284 amino acids. Gene Ontology annotation, biological process: sulfation. The record is from RefSeq and is a predicted model, not a curated record.
GGAGCGCCGCGCGGCGGGGCGGCGGGCGUGGGCGCGGGGCGGCGGCGGCAGCGGGGCGGCGGCGGCAUGGCGGAGAGCGAGGCCGAGACCCCCAGCACCCCGGGCGAGUUCGAGAGCAAGUACUUCGAGUUCCACGGCGUGCGGCUGCCGCCCUUCUGCCGCGGGAAGAUGGAGGAGAUCGCCAACUUCCCGGUGCGGCCGAGCGACGUGUGGAUCGUCACCUACCCCAAGUCCGGCACAAGCUUGCUGCAGGAGGUGGUCUACCUGGUGAGCCAGGGCGCGGACCCCGAUGAGAUCGGCCUGAUGAACAUCGACGAGCAGCUCCCGGUCCUGGAGUACCCGCAGCCCGGCCUGGACAUCAUCAAGGAACUGACGUCACCCCGUCUCAUCAAAAGCCACCUCCCCUACCGCUUCCUGCCCUCCGACCUCCACAAUGGCGACUCCAAGGUCAUCUACAUGGCGCGGAACCCCAAGGACCUGGUGGUGUCCUACUACCAGUUCCACCGCUCCCUGCGCACCAUGAGCUACCGCGGCACCUUCCAGGAGUUCUGCCGGCGGUUCGUGAACGACAGGCUGGGCUACGGCUCCUGGUUCGAGCACGUGCAGGAGUUCUGGGAGCACCGCACGGACUCCAACGUGCUCUUCCUCAAGUAUGAAGACAUGCACCGGGACCUGGUGACGAUGGUGGAGCAGCUGGCCAGGUUCCUGGGGGUGUCCUGUGACAAGGCCCAGCUGGAGUCGCUGAUCGAGCACUGCCACCAGCUGGUGGACCAGUGCUGCAACGCCGAGGCCCUGCCAGUGGGCCGGGGGCGCGUGGGGCUGUGGAAGGACAUCUUCACCGUGUCCAUGAACGAGAAGUUCGACCUGGUGUACAAGCAGAAGAUGGGGAAGUGCGACCUCACGUUUGACUUUUAUUUAUAAGCGCAGCCCCGGCAACAGCCCUGCAUGCUCGCGGUCCCCAGACGCCACUAGCUACGGUCCCGUACACGCAUUCGCUACUCGCUGGACAAGCCCCGGCCGCGGUGUGGCCACGCGGGGAGGGGGGCGCGCAGGGGGUGGGAGGGGCCUACCGCCCGGAGCAGCUGUCCCGCCUUCGGAUCUGAAGUCUGUCCGUGUCUGAUACAAACAUUGUCAGGGUCGCCGUUCCGUUCCAACUGUGGCACCGUGAACACAAAGCCUGUAACAUAUGCAGCCAGACGCCAGCCUCUUACAGCCCGCAUUCCUGCCUGCAUUUUAUAGAGCUUCCCACUGGAGACCUGAACACGUGUCAGUACACACCAAACCAAAGUUCACUCCCGAGGGCGCUCGGGGGUGAGCCACACCGAACGGUAGACAGAUCUCAGGUUGCAGUUUAUUUUUGUAGUUUUCUCCUGUGAGGCAGCCAUUCAUUCUCACCUGGUCUGGGAGGAAGGUGAGGGCUCCAUGAGGCGGGGGCCGAGGGAGACUGUCCCGAUGGCGCGCAGUUCUCUGUCACCUGGAAAUGAGGCAGGAACUGCCCACCGGGCGUUCUCGGAGGGGAUGCCCGAGGCCAGAGACUCGCUGGGCGGAGCCAGCGGGACUCUGGGGGGAAGCCGGCCCCAGGCCGGCGAUGGGACAGUCCACCCGGAGACACUGGGAGUCCGAGUCUUUGUCACCGUCUUUCUCUUGUUCCUGAAGCAGAAGCCUCUGCUGGGGAAGCAGGUGCUCGCAGUGAGGUCCUGGGGCUCCCGGUCCUGAGCCUUCAGCUGGUUCCGCCCGCGGAGGCGCUCAGCCCUGGGGUGCCAUGUGGCAGGGUUAGCGCCCUGCUCUCACCCUGUCCCUGUCCCCGCACCUCCGUGUCCCUGGGGGAAGAGGGGUGGAGUCUGUACCCCUGUUCCUCCCUGUCUCUCCCCAUCACCUGGCCCACCUCUGGCUGGAGGAGCGGAGAGGCUGGGUGGCCUGUGGCUGGGAAGGGCCCUGAGAGGCGGCAGGGCCGCUGCUGGAGGAGCUGUCCUGUGUUGCGUCCCUGAAAGGUGUGUUUUACUGUGAAGGCGAGCGGCUGGGACCCGCAGGUGGCGCGUGGCGGUGCGUGUGGGCUCGGCGGCCCCUUUUCCGCGCAUCCGUGAGGGAGGCUGCUGUCUGUGAAGUUUCUUUUCUAUUUUUCUAUUUCAGUGCUGUAUGGACAUGAGACUUCUGUGCUUGCUUGCAUCUUUAAUAAAGACACGUCCCAGGC